Molecule: messenger RNA, 549 nt
Organism: Acanthisitta chloris (rifleman)
Lineage: Eukaryota; Metazoa; Chordata; Aves; Passeriformes; Acanthisittidae
Gene: SH2D5
Product: SH2 domain containing 5
Exons: 6
Cellular component (GO): postsynaptic density
Source: RefSeq, a predicted model, not a curated record
ACGCUGCUGAUGGCGCACGCGCUGCGCCGGAUCCUGUACAGCACGUGGCGACCCCUGCCACUCUUCUGCCACCUCUUCGUGGGGCUCCCAGGAGAGGUCCAGACCCUGCACCUCCUGCUCUGCCGCUCCUUCCAGCUCUGCUACCUCCUGGCGCACCCCGAGGAGCAGGCGGGCGAGGGGGAUCUGCCGGGGCCUGGGGUGCUGUGGGAGCCCCUCAACCCUGACGAGGUGUCACGCAAUGUCAACGCCCUGGUGUCCUUCCGCCGCCUGCCCGUGCCCGCCGGCCUCGGCCCCCUGGGUGCAGGGCACAUUUUCACCCCCUCCACCCCCCAGGACCGGCGGUCGGAGGUGGAGGGCAGAGCUUGGCGCCCAGGCAACCUCUACUGCUCCCCAGUCCUGGUGCGCAAGAAAGCCAUCCGCAGCGGGCUUACCGCGACUGCGCCGGCAGUGGGAUGGGAGAGCAAAGGCAUGCGGAGCUUGGCCUUCCUCCCUGAAAACGAGAGCGUCCUCGCCGAGAGCGUGUGGUCUUUCGCCGGCGUCGCCAGGUGA